Cajanus cajan (pigeon pea) is the source of this 504-nucleotide messenger RNA. NCBI's taxonomy places the organism in Eukaryota, Viridiplantae, Streptophyta, Magnoliopsida, Fabales, Fabaceae. The record is from RefSeq and is a predicted model, not a curated record.
AUGUCAGCCGACUUCACCAAGUUCUCACUGAACCAUGUCCCUAGGGAGCAGAACUCACGAGACCUCCUAUCAAAGCUAGCAAGCACCAAGAGACUAGGCGCCACACGUUCGGUCAUUCAAGAAGUCCUAUCCCAACCAAGCAUCAAUGGUCCUUCUGUCGAGGUUCUGGUUAUCGAAGAAGAUGAAGAAUCUUGGAUGACACCUUACAUCCUGUACUUAACACAAGGUUCAUUGUUUGAAGGCCCCUUUCCGAUGGUCGUACGCCAAUUAAAGUUCUUGAUCAUGGCGGUGGAUUAUUUUAGCAAAUGGAUAGAAGCAGAACCAAUAGCAACCAUUUCGGCAGAAAAGGUGAGAACUUUCUUGUGGAAAAACGUCAUAUGUCGGUAUCGUGUCCUGCAGGUGCUGGUAUCGGACAACGGAACACAAUUCACUAGUGAAAGGGUUCAGAAUUUCUGUAAGGAGAUCGGAAUCCAGAUGAUGUUCACGUUUGUAGAACAUCCGUAG